This is a messenger RNA of Ascochyta rabiei, 6930 nucleotides long. RefSeq names its product CCR4-NOT core subunit cdc39. The transcript has 4 exons. Lineage: Eukaryota; Fungi; Ascomycota; Dothideomycetes; Pleosporales; Didymellaceae. Gene Ontology annotation, molecular function: molecular adaptor activity. Gene Ontology annotation, cellular component: P-body; CCR4-NOT core complex. The record is from RefSeq and is a predicted model, not a curated record. Bases 1 to 6930 code for a protein of 2309 amino acids. Gene Ontology annotation, biological process: nuclear-transcribed mRNA catabolic process, deadenylation-dependent decay.
AUGAGCCAGCAACACCCCUGGGGCGCCCCGAGACAAAACCAGAGCACUCGCCUGACGCCCAUCUCCACCAGCGCCGCCCACGAACAGCGCAACACGCCCUCGCCCUCGCCCAGCGGCUCGCGCCAGCCCUACUCACCCGCCGCCUCCAGCUUCCCCUCGCUGCCCUCGCUGCCCUCGCUGCCUUCGCUGCCCUCGCUGCCCUCACUGCCCUCGCUGCCCUCGCUCCCCGCGCUCCCCGCCCUGCCCUCGGCCUCGUCGCGCCUCGUAGGUAGCCGCAAGUCGUCGGCCGCCUCGUCGACGUCGUCUGCCCACUUUGCAGCCGCAGGACAGCAGCUCCCGCCCAGCCAGCUGCUGUCCUCUCGGUCCCGGGCCAACGUGACCCAGCCCGCCUCGCAGCUGGCCGCCUCUGCCGCCCCCGGUGCAGCUGUGUCCAACAGCAGCGUCGCAGCUUCCAAGCUUGUCCGCGCCUCGCCCUCGUCGAGCACCCUCGGCUCGCCCAGCACGGCCACCAACCCCUCCUCCGGUGCUCCGUCACAGAACCUCUCGCGCAUUGUCAUCGCCCAGGUCUUCCUGCUGCUCAGCCAAUUCGGCCCCGUCAAGGACGACAAGGACCGCUCCAGGUGGGAUACACAGACCGAGCAGAUCAGGAAGCUGAUUGAUUCAAACGGCAUGGAGGUGUUUUCAAAGUACUUCCGCCGCGUGCUGCAGAACAAUGCAGCACAAGUCUUCGGCACGCCCGGCCGCAACGCCGACCCCAACGGCAGCUACCAGAUCCUCGUGACUGAGAUGCAGAAACUGCGAAAGGAACCAGAGCAAGCAGACAAGAUCGCGGAAUCCAUAAGCUCCAGCGAAGGAGACCUGUUCCGCGACUUCGACCUGUCCACCCUCAUCUCCCACUUCCAAAUGGACCCUUUGUCGAGAACAAUGCUCGCACUUGCCUGCAGAAAGACCGACCUGAGACCCAAAGCGGAUGCACUGCUUUCAGGCCUCGGCGACGACCUGCUGUUGGCUGUUGCUCAGCCUGGUCAAAAUGACGACGCGAGUCCAGAAUACGUUGCCGCACUCAUCGAGCGCCUUUUGCAAGACCCACCGCAAGGAUGGGACGAGGACAAGAAAAUGAGCCUUGCCUAUGCUGUCCAGCUCCGCUACCAGAACCUCCACACGCCGGUACCGGGCCCAGUCGAGGCGAUACUCACCCUCGUUGAGCUCACAGAUGGUUCACGAAACCCUCUUGUGAAGCUAGUACAACGGGCGGGGCCGCAAAGCACAGCUACAGUAGAAGCCAGCAAAGAACUGCUUGCAUCGGCUGAGACACGAGACAUCAGUUACCAGCAAGUGGCCACAGUGUUGCUCUAUCUGGCCCUAUCCACCGGAUACAAUGUCAAAAACUUUGUAGCAGCGUUGCGAGAGCAUCGCGCUGGACAGCGGCUGGACUGGCAAGAUGUCGUACACGCUUUCGACCGGGACCAUCUGCGCAUCGAGAAGAACCACUUCCUCGCAAUUUACAACGCACUGCUUCCGAUUGCCCAGGAAAACGAGGGCUUCGACAUCCAGGCGCUAUGGGGCGGGAACUGGCAGCACGAUUUGACCCACUUGUACUUCUUGUUGUGUUAUCUGGCGUGCACGCCCCAAGAGCUGGAUGUCUCCCAGAUACCACGACUGCGCGCUUCGUACUCGCUGGAGACUUUUGAGGGAGCCCCAGACGACGUCAAAGCGUUCGCAGAACAAGCUGUCAAACACCCAUUUGUAUCGCUUGAUGCUACAGGAGCUCUCUUUACGAUGAUCUUCCGUACCUCGGAGACCUACCACACAGCCCAAAUAAUGGGGAUCCCAGAUCUAGUCAUCAAUCCGCAUACAGCAGAGUUCCUGGUCGCGGCAGCAGCCGUGCCGAAGCCUUGGGGCGCCUUGCAGGAGCAAGCUUUGAAGCAGCUGUUCGACCCAUACUUCCACAAGAAGCUACCGAUCUACAACUUUGUUCUCUACGGCCUCUGGCAGCAAGAUCUCCAAUGGCUUGUUGAUCGCUUCGUAGAUGCCUACAACGCCGACCCCAUGUCUCUCACACUUAUUCUAGAACACGCCGAAGCCAACAACUGGUCGGAAACGUUGAUCCGCAGCAACACGGACAUCAGCUUGGAUAUGGCGGCACAAGCGCACGCACGUGGCAAAUUCGAAAUCGAGCCUUGGCUGCAACAGACCAUCGAACAAGCCGGACCUCUUUUCCGACGCAUCUUGACCAACUUUCUGACUCAGAGAGCUUCGGAUGAGAUGCAACGCGUGCGAGACGACCAGCACUCCCUCAGCCUGCCGCUCGCCGUCAAGACAGUAUACCCGUUGCUCUGGUUCCUGGCGGAGUGCGGGCUGCCCGAGCAUGAGCUCUUGCCCCUCCAACGCAAUUGCAUCCAAGCCUAUCCUCGGCUCAUCAAUUACGGCGAAGGCGUGGACGACAUCAUCGAUGCCAACGGCCAAAGUGGAAAUGCUCUCCCAGGAGAUGCCGACACCAAGAUGCAAGAACAUUUCAAGAACAUGUACAGUGGCGAGAGCGACGUGCGUGACAUCAUAUCAGUGUUGAAGAAGUACAAGGAGUCUCGCGACCCUGCGGAGCAAGAGCUGUUUGCUUGUAUGAUACACGGCCUUUUCGACGAGUACAACUGCUUCGGCGAAUAUCCUUUGGAAGCUCUGGCGACGACAGCAGUCCUUUUCGGCGGUAUCAUCAACUUCAAUCUGCUGUCCAGGAUUGCGCUUCAGGUUGGACUGGCCAUGGUGCUGGAAGCUGUGCAAGAGUACAGGCCCGAGGAUUCCAUGUACAAAUUUGGUCUCCAGGCUCUGCUUCAUUUCUCCAGCCGACUGUCUGAAUGGCCCAACUAUUGCGACCAGCUUCUCAUCGUUCCUGGUCUUCAAGGCACCGAGAUCUUUGCUAAGGCGGAGGAGGUUGUUGGACAGCAGGAGGGCGAGGUCAACGGGGAUGCGCACAACAGCGUCGGCCUCUCUAACGGGAACGGAUUGGAAGACGCGCUUCAACAGGAGUCUGCGGUGACCAAGUUCUCUUGCCUCUAUGUCGACCCCCCGCUGCACGGAGAGCUUUACGAAGAACCCGAUGAGGAUGUUCAGGAUAAGGUGCUUUUCGUGCUGAACAACGUUUCCGAGCGCAACCUGCGCGAUAAGAUUAACGACCUCACCGAAGCCGUCGAAGAAAGGCACCAUCAGUGGUUUGCCAACUAUCUCGUCGAGGAGCGUGCGAAGAUGCAACCAAACUUCCAACAGCUCUACCUAGAUAUGCUGGACCUGUUCAACAACCGGACACUGUGGGCUGAAGUCCUUCGUGAGACCUACGUCAGCGUUGUACGAAUGCUCAACAACGAUGGAACACUUGGUUCGACCGAGCGAGGUCACUUGAAGAACCUUGGGUCCUGGCUUGGUUCCCUUACAAUCGCUCGCGAUCAACCAAUCAAAUUCCGCAAUAUAUCGUUCAAGGAUCUGCUGACUGAGGGAUACGACACGGACCGACUCCUUCUGGUUAUCCCAUUCACCUGCAAGGUACUAGUACAGGCUGCAAAGUCGACAGUCUUCAAACAUCCAAAUCCAUGGUUGAUGGAAAUUCUCGGUGUGCUGAUGGAGCUGUACCAUUUUGCAGAUCUCAAGUUGAAUCAGAAGUUCGAGAUUGAGGUCCUCUGCAAGGGGUUGGAUCUGGAUCACAAGGAGAUCGAGCCCACGAAUAGCAUUCGAGCCCGACCGCAAGCUGACGAGGAAUACUUGAACCCUAUGGUAACAGAUGGGCUCGAUGCCUUUGGCGACUUGUCCAUUAUGAGUUUGAACCGUGCUCGAGGCCCGAGCGAGCGAUUCUCGUCUGCGGCCAUCACUGCAGCUCUGCCUGACUUCACAAACCAGCUGCAGUAUCCUCCAUCCGGCAAUAGCGCCGUGCCUCCAGCACAGAUCAAGAAGAUCUUCCUCACGGCGGUCAAUCAGGCUAUCCAAGAGAUUAUCGCUCCAGUCGUUGAGCGCUCUGUUACAAUCGCCGCCAUCUCCACCUCACAACUCAUAAGCAAAGACUUUGCGAUGGAGCCUGACGAGGAGAAACUCCGGACCGCAGCACACACUGUUGUCAAAGCGCUGUCUGGUGCGUUGGCUCUAGUAACCUGCAAGGAGCCCCUACGCAUGAGCAUCCAGAACAACAUCCGUAUAAUGGCUCGCGACCUCCCAGAACAGACCCUUCCCGAAGGUCAUGUGGUCAUGUUCGUCAAUGACAAUCUGGAUUUGGUUUGCAACACUGUAGAACAGGCGGCCGAGAUGUCUUCCCUGGCUGAGAUCGAUAUGCAAGUUGAGGAGGCUGUCCGCAUGCGUCGGAUGUUCCGCAACACGCGACCGAACGAGCCAUUCAAGGAUGCGAACAUCAGUCCUUGGGCUUUCUACAUCCCUGAGCCCUACAAGCAAACAGCUGGAGGAUUGAACAGAGAACAACUAGCAAUCUACGAGGACUUUGGUCGACAGGCGAGGGGCCUUCCACACACGAACAACAUCUCACAGGACAGUGGGCGCCAGGUUCCUGAUGUACUUCAGGAUCAGUUUGUCGCAGUGCCAAACCUGCCGACUCCCGGUGCCGCCCCUGCUGAGCCACGGCAACCUACGCAGCAGCCUCGACUGCAAAACCUUCAAUCUGCACACGUGCCUCCUUCACAACAGCAGUUGAACGGCUAUAUGGAUGGCCCCGUUCCUGCAGGUGGUCAACGUGGUGUUGAGGAUCUUCUUGUAGAGCUGACGCAGGUCAUAAAGGAUGCAUCCGAAGACCGCAUUAGUGAGCUUCAACCCGGAAGCAGCGCUAUACACCGCGUGUUCGACCAGCUCAUCUCAAGCAUCGAGUUUGCUGGACCCAACAAAGACUCAUGGGCAUUCCGGAUCGCUGGACAGGUCACCAACCAUCUGUUCUCCGACUCCCUGCAGCGUCUGGAGGUCGAGGUCAUGGCGCAUCUGCUAAGCCACCUCUGCCAGCUGUCUGUAACCACUUCACGUCAAGUACUCAUGUGGCUUGCGACCCUUCAUGAUGACGACCGUAUCUUCAAGGCCACCGUCAUGGUCGCCUUGAUGGAGGUUGGCUUAAUGGACAUGCAUCGUCUGAACACCACCGUCGCUAAAGCGAUCCAAGAGAGACGUGUCGCUGCUGUUGAGAUGCUCUCUACGUUGAUGGAGGAGCUGCUGCUUAGCGAGCACCCAAGCGCGUUCCGGGCUGACUUUGCUUUGUCUAUCGAUGCUCUUACCAACUGGCUAGCAGAAGACCCUUCACUCGAGGUUGGCAAGCGUGUUAUCGCCAAUCUACAAGCAGCUCCUGCUGAGGUAUCCUUGACUCCACCUGCCACUGGACACAAAGAUCAGCUAGAAUACAUCUUCGACGAGUGGGUUCACCUGCAGCUUCCAGAGACGCCAAAGAAGACGAUUGGAGCGUUUAUCUACCAACUCCACAAGCAAGACAUCAUGCAGAGUCAAGAGACCUCCAUCGAGUUCAUCCGCACCUGCAUUGAUGCCUCUGUCACUGCAUACGAGCAGGAGCAGUCUCUGCCGUACGGCGCCGGAAACCUCGACACGGCCACCGUGAAGAUUGAUGCACUCGGUAAACUUAUCGUGGACCUUGUCGCUUAUCAGGAAGAACGUGAAACGGGUGCUAAAGAAAGCAAGGCGAGAUACCUCGACCAAAUGCUCGUCGUAACAGUCCUGGUGCUGUGCAACCACCACAACACUCGAGGAGAUGCUUUCAAUCAGAAGGUCUUCUUCCGAUUAUUUUCCACGAUCCUGUUCCGCCUUAACGAGGCGACCAAGGAAGAUACAUUGGCGGAACACAAGGGCGAGCUCUUCCUCUGUGUUGCUAGGGCUCUCUUGAUCCUGCAACCCAGUCAUUUCCAGAGAUUCACCUUCUCUUGGUUGACCCUUGUUGCUCACCGUAUCUUCAUUCCGGCAAUGCUUGAGGGCGGCCAAUCGGAUGAGCGCUGGGAUGUUUAUGCCCGCCUCAUGGAGACUCUUUUGGUCUUCACCGGACAGUUGAUCAAGCCAACCGGAGAGACCAUCAUGGCCCAGAACUUUUACCGUGGCGUCUUGCGCGUCUUGCUUGUGAUCCAUCACGAUUACCCUGAGUUCUUUGUUGAACAUCAUUUCCGUCUGUGCAACAGUAUCCCAAUGCAUUGCACUCAGCUCCGGAAUCUGAUUGUUAGUGCCUACCCGUCCACCAUCCUGGAGAUGCCGGAUCCAUUUACAGCAGGGCUGAAGGUUGACCGACUUGAGAACAACCUCCAGUCACCUGUUGUUCGUACGGAUAUCGUGGAAAUCCUCUCGAAAGCGGGCAUCAAGACGACCAUUGAUAACCUGCUUAAAGCGUCUGAACCCAAGGCCCAGGAUAUUCGCAAGGUCUGCGAUGCCAUCUACUUCCCAGAGGCCAAAGAGAGUGGUUUCGAGCUAGUGCCGACCACUGCUGACCCAGCUCUUAUCCAUGCGCUCGUUCUCUACAUUGGAGUCGCGACUCUAGGCACUGAAGCGACCAAGGCGCCAUUGUUCGACUCAGAGAGCUCGGCUGCUAGAUUGAUGCUUAGGCUGGUCAAGGACUUCCACCCUGAAGCGAAGUUUCACUUCGUCAGCGCGAUUGCCAACCAGCUGCGCUACCCGAACACUCACACACAUUUCUUCAGCUACGCGCUGUUGCACCUCUUCGGCUCUCCCGACGAUGAUGAAGAAACGCUUGAGAUCCAACAGACUAUUACAAGAGUGCUUCUGGAACGUUUGCUUGUACAUCGUCCUCACCCAUGGGGGCUCAUCAUCACUUUGCUCGAGAUCCUAAAGAAUCGCACAUAUGCGUUCUGGGAUCUGCCCUUCGUCAAGGCAGCACCUGAAGUCGAGCGUCUUCUCAACGCUUUGUUUACUCAUGCUCAGCAGAGCCCCCGACCGCUAGCCUAG